UAAUGAAAGUUUGGGCAGUUCCUUUGUUCAACAGUCAACUGACUGUGACUGCAUCGUUUGCAGAGUCAACUGCAUCACAUGCAGAAUCAACUGCAUCAAAUGCAGAGUCAUCUGCUGGAACAUCUUCUUCACAGGACACCAUUAUCCUGUCUAGGCAAAGUACCACAGAACGUUGUCAGCCAUGGCCAAAGCAGUUCCCCAUUCCAAAGUUUGCAUAUGAAACUGAGAUGUACCUUGAAAGAGCCAAUGAGGACUACAAGAAGAAUGGAACACUUCUGACUACCUCUAAGAUCAAGGCAGACAUACUUGAGAAGCUGGCUAAAACUGUAUAUAUAUAUAUAUAUAUAUAUAUACAGCCUAUCCAUCAGGUUCACAGAUAAGUGAUGUUGCUGAGGCACUUGUCAAUAAAUAUCCUUGUCUCAAGGAACCUGGCUCCUUUGCAGGUUACUAUGGCUGGCAGCAAAGCCUCAAAUACAAGAUGUCAAAUUAUCGCACCAAACUCAGAGGCUACGGUGUUCCUGAGGUGUUAUGCAAUGCACUGAAACGCAAAACCCCUGCAGACCAGAUGUCUGCAAAGAAUGUAAAAAAGCCUUGAAAGGCAGAGGUAAACUUCCUUCCUCCUUACCCGGCUGGAGAGAAUGAAGAAAGCCAAGAACAAGAGAGGAUUCAGCAGGUGACAGUGUUAGCUAACUGCACAGAAGACAGUGUUAGCUAACUGCACAGAAGACAGAAGUGCUGAUUUUUCUUGCUUACUGAAGUAAAGAAAAAGGACAACAACGCAUUGAUAAAAGAAAAAAUGGCCAAAACAUUUGCACACAGAAGAAACGAAAUCAUCAACCAGUCACCCAGCAUAGAGGACAUCAAAGCCAGAUGGCCCGCUCUAUUUGAGACAUCUCAUAUCCAGGAUGAGUUUCACAGAAUCACAAUGGUGCAUCUUGAAUCGAAGUUCAUGUCCAAGCUGGAUGAAUAUACUCCUCGGCUUCUGAACCUCUUCCACUCCAAGGGCGGAAGUAUGGGGUUGAGGUUGCAGGCUAUCCUACUCAAGACUUCAAGCAAUCCUGACAUUAACAUGACCAGAGAUGUUGUCAUUCGAUGUUUGAUGAUGUACCUUGGGGAAUCUACAGAUCAACUCUUAAAAGAGUACGAUGAUGCUGAUGAAGACAGUGUGUCGCAGGACCUUGCUGUUCAAAGCCUGAAGAUCUACAACAUCAAAGCUAACACGUCAGAGGAUCCAGACAACAUCGGUAUCGUGGUGGAGGGCGUGAAAGUUCUAACUGCUCUGGGUAACUUUCCAAGGGCUUGCUCCCUGCUCGUCGGGUUGGCGUAUGCUGUGAAUCUUGCCUAUCCAAAGGAGCUCAGAUACACGUUUGAAGUGUUUCAGAAACUUCUCCUCGGGCUGGAUAGUUCAAAGCUUUCCCCAAAAGUGAACACCCUCAGGAAUAAGCUACUGGCUUAAGAAAAGGGACCCUUGCUAAUCAAAAGGGAAUUGACAAGUCACUGUUAAAACUGACACACAAGACUUUGUGAAAUGCUUGAGUUUCAGUGAAGUUAGUUAACAUUAGGGCAAUUUCAGUCAAGUUUGGAUUUCUGCAUGUGUAUUUUUUCUUGCAGUACAUUACAAGUGCAGUGUAAAUAUUGAAUUUUUAUGUGUUGUUACACUACAAUGUUGUUAAAUGCUUCCAUGCCAUUGGAUGGCACCACCCAUUCAAGAACCACCCUUUUUAAGGACAGACCCAUUGUUGUCAUAUGUGGUAAUGUGGCUUGUUACAUGGCUUUGCAUCUGUUCAGGUUGAGAUACAUAUGUGUCUGUCACAUGACCCUUGUUGUGACACUUUGUGGACAGUCCAUGCAGGCUUCACCAUUGAAGCGUGAUGAUCUGCAGGCUGCAAAACUUUGGUGUGUUGUAAUAUAUUAUUUGCACUUUAUACAGGGUGGGGAAGCAAAAUUUACAAUGAACAUUUAGUUGUUUUUUCUCAGCAGGCACUACGUCAAUUGUUUUGAAACCAAACAUAUAUUGAU
Sphaeramia orbicularis (orbiculate cardinalfish) is the source of this 2019-nucleotide messenger RNA. RefSeq lists its product as uncharacterized. The transcript has 4 exons. NCBI's taxonomy places the organism in Eukaryota, Metazoa, Chordata, Actinopteri, Kurtiformes, Apogonidae. The coding region runs from base 797 to 1456 and encodes 219 amino acids. The record is from RefSeq and is a predicted model, not a curated record.